Alternaria atra is the source of this 495-nucleotide messenger RNA. RefSeq lists its product as uncharacterized. The record is from RefSeq and is a predicted model, not a curated record. Lineage: Eukaryota; Fungi; Ascomycota; Dothideomycetes; Pleosporales; Pleosporaceae. The transcript has a single exon. The coding region runs from base 1 to 495 and encodes 164 amino acids.
AUGAACUACAGCGGAAAGAAAAAGAUCAUCCGAGUUUUUCAUUGUUCCGCCGUACUGAAGGAGAUGUUGUUAGCAAAUCGACCAGACAAGAGUCGUUAUUUGGUCCCUCGAUUACUCGCACUGGAAGUCUUGGACACGCUGUACUGCAUCCUAUUCAAAGAUGAUCGGUCCGAAGCACUCGUUUCGAGAUACGAAUUUGAUCUGGAUCUGCUGCAAUACGACGUAUCGCGAUACCGACGGAAGGAUGACCCCGAGGUCGACCACACCUACUUUGGUAUUCGCCUGAAGGAGAUCUACGACGAGAUGCAGCAUCCAACCCCUCGCCACGACUGGGAGAAUUGGUUCCAGAAGUAUAGUGUACAGAGGUACAUGUUGAUGGCAACAAUGAUCGGUGUCUUCAUCGCGGUAUUCAUUGGGAUCCUAGGCCUCGGAAUCUCCGGCUUCCAGGCUUACGUCUCAUACCAGCAAUGGAAGCACCCUACAAAGGAUACAUGA